GCGCCGGAUGUCUUGAAGUUUGUUUCCUGAAUCACGAUUGCCCGCGGCUGUAGCAGAGGGUUUUGGUGCGGAAAGCCAGAGGGAAGCCCCACGAGGGCUGUAGCGAGCGCCGGUAGCGGCGGGAGAGGCGGUAGGAGCGAGCACCAGAGGCCGGAGCCUCGGUGUGGGGCUCUCUCAUGUCGGCUUCCCGUGGAUAGAGCCGCUGGAGCUUGUUGCUAAAGUCCCUAGAGCACCGGAGCUCCGGGAACUUGGCUAUACUGGGUGAAAGAAAAGCUAUGCAGAGAUCAGAGUGCUCUGGAAGUGUGCAGUUGAGAAACAGAGCAACAGGUAGUAAUGAUCAACGCACGUCUUCAAGCACACAGACGAAGCACAGGACUACUGUUCAGAGGAGCAAAUCGUCCUCAUUAACUAGUUCUCCAGAGGCUUUAAGAAGAGCUCAUCCUCGGCCAAGUGAUAAACUCAAUCCUAAAACCAUUAACCCUUUUGGUGAACAGCCGCGGGCCCCUUCUGCAUUCGCAGCUAUUUACUCUCAAGGAGGCAUUCCGUGCAGAUUGGUACAUGGCUCAGUAAAACACAGAUUACAGUGGGAAUGCCCUCCUGAAAUUCUUCCAUUUGACCCGCUUCUAAUUACACUAGCUGAGGGUCUGAGGGAGACCAAGCAUCCUUAUACUUUUGUGUCAAAGGAAGGCUUUAGGGAACUACUUCUGGUCAAGGGUGCUCCUGAAAAAGCUAUCCCUUUGCUACCUCGACUGAUCCCUGUGCUGAAGGCAGCUCUAGUUCAUUCUGAUGAUGAAGUGUUUGAAAGAGGACUGAGCGCACUCGUGCAGCUGAGUGUGGUUGUUGGCCCGUCUCUGAAUGGCCACCUGAAACUUCUCCUUACAAGUCUUUCGAAGAGGCUAAUGGACAAAAAAUUCAAAGAGCCCAUCACCAGUGCUCUGCAAAAGCUGGAGCAGCACGGCGGAAGUGCAAGUCUUACCAUCAUCAAAUCCAAAAUCCCAACAUACUGCUCUAUCUGCUGUUGAAUAAGGGAGGCAACAAGAACCAUGCUGCUUCCUCAGGUGCUGGCAGUGGCUGCCUGGUCCUUCUCUCAGUUCAGUUCAUUCUCACUCACAGCACCAUUCAUUCAGUAACUUGGCUUCAGGGACCAUGCCAAGUCAGAAGAAUCAUCAUACAAAAUGCUUGUCCAAAAAAGCUAAUUAAAGUAACGUGUGUAAAAGUUGA
This is a messenger RNA of Mastomys coucha (southern multimammate mouse), 1221 nucleotides long. RefSeq names its product parkin coregulated like (gene Pacrgl). The transcript has 9 exons. The record is from RefSeq and is a predicted model, not a curated record. The coding region runs from base 276 to 1022 and encodes 248 amino acids. NCBI's taxonomy places the organism in Eukaryota, Metazoa, Chordata, Mammalia, Rodentia, Muridae.